Messenger RNA from Esox lucius (northern pike), 6400 nucleotides. It is a transcript of the gene tgfb2, whose product is annotated as transforming growth factor, beta 2. Bases 951 to 2183 code for a protein of 410 amino acids. Gene Ontology annotation, biological process: transforming growth factor beta receptor signaling pathway; BMP signaling pathway; SMAD protein signal transduction. The transcript is spliced from 7 exons. The record is from RefSeq and is a predicted model, not a curated record. Gene Ontology annotation, cellular component: extracellular region. Lineage: Eukaryota; Metazoa; Chordata; Actinopteri; Esociformes; Esocidae. Gene Ontology annotation, molecular function: type II transforming growth factor beta receptor binding; growth factor activity; cytokine activity.
AGUUGAAGGAGUCCCCCAGUCUAAAAGUGACGACCACAAUCUCAAUUUGAUGAAGAGGGAGCACGUGGUUAAGUCCCUUAUAAAUCUCGGUCUACAACCGGCCGCCUGCUGAUGUUGUCCACUGGCACGCGUAAAGCGAGGUGCUCCGAAUUUGCCGACGUUUUUCAUGCAGAAGGAAUGGAAGGACGCGUUGACUCUCUACGCUUGCGUUAAAAGGAAUUACGUAUUAUAUAAUACUUCCACGUUCUCAUCGUAAUUUUAUUUUCUCUCCAUUCAUACUGGCUAACGCAUUCGUUAGGACAGUCGAGUAGGCACUUCGCGUUUUGCAGGACGGGUUAACCUUGUAUUUUUCUGUCAAAAGGGUGAUGCAACUGCUUAGCGAAGCCCUUAAGAUCUUCAAAUAGAGCAGUCAAAGACGGACUUCUGCUGAGCGAGAAAUUGGCCACCGUUGGAAAGCUUGCAGUGCUCUGAUGCGGUGGAGGUGUGCGCAAACUCUCAGGCUACAAAUCUGUGCUGUACAGCUGGAGAUAGCGAGUUAGUUUGUUUUACUUUAAUAUAUAUUUUUUUUAGCUAAGCAAUUUAACGUCCAAAAUUAUGGCCUUUUUGUUUGGAGAUUUUUAACGUUACGCACAGUAUGCAUUUGUUAUGAUGUAACUUGGGAAUAUCAGACUGCUGCUGUCUACUCCAAUGACUGUAUAACGGAUUUUGCAGAUCAUUUCACUUUCAAGGUUGUUGAAUGGAUUUUCAGGCACUUUUUGAAAUACUGUGUUGAAACUGUGAAUACAGAACUACCACUUCCCAAUAUUUAGGGCUACAAUAAUUUCAGAGAUACUGACCACAAGUAUUUGGGUAUUUUUUAUUCAAAUGUGAAUUUGAAUUUACUUUUAUAGGGAUCUGUAUACGCGAAUUGGUCACGCUUUUAAGACGCUACUGUAGCUUUUGUGUUCAAAAUGAACUACUACGUUUUAAGUCUACUCUUGACCUUGGAUUUAGCCACUGUGGGCGUCAGUUUGUCUACAUGUAGUACGUUGGACAUGGAUCAGUUUAUGAAAAAGCGCAUAGAAGCCAUAAGGGGACAGAUACUGAGCAAGUUGAAGCUCACAAGCCCCCCGGAGACAUAUCCGGAGCCUGAUGAGGUUUCCCGAGACAUCAUCGCAAUCUAUAAUAGCACGAGGGACCUAUUGCAGGAGAAAGCCAAUGAAAGGGCGGCGAUGUGCGAGCGCCAACGAAGCGAGGAGGAGUACUAUGCGAAGGAGGUGCACAAAAUCGACAUGCAACCGCGCUACUCAUCUGAAAAUGUCAUCUUGCACACGUACAGCAACCCAUACUACAGGCGACUCAACUUUGACGUGAGCUCCAUGGAGAAGAAUGCCUCCAACUUGGUCAAGGCUGAACUACGCGUCUUCCGUCUCCAGAACCCCAAGGCUCGCGUGUCUGAACAGAGGAUCGAGCUGUACCAGAUUUUGAGUCACAAGGACCUGGCAUCCCCCACGCAGCGCUAUAUCGACAGCAAGGUGGUGCGCACCCGCACAGAGGGGGAGUGGCUGUCUUUCGAUGUGACAGAGGCGGUCAGCGAAUGGUUACAUCACAGAGACAGAAACAGUGGAUUCAAGAUUAGCCUGCACUGCCCGUGCUGCACAUUUGUGCCGUCAAACAACUACAUCAUCCCCAACAAGAGCGAGGAGCUGGAAACACGCUUUGCAGGUAUAGAUGACAGCUUCCACCCUGGCGGGGACCUGAAGGUGUUUAAGAGGCGCCACAGUGCCCAGGCUCCCCACCUGCUUAUGAUGCUGCUGCCAUCCUACCGCCUUGAGUCGCCACACAAGAGCCAUCGCUCAAAACGAGCCUUGGAUGCCGCCUUCUGCUCCAGAAACGUCCAGGAUAACUGCUGCUUGAGGUCACUCUACAUCGACUUCAAGAAGGAUCUGGGCUGGAGGUGGAUUCACGAGCCCAAAGGCUACAACGCUAACUUCUGCGCUGGGGCUUGUCCCUAUCUAUGGAGUGCUGACACCCAGCAUUCCAAGGUGCUAGGCUUAUACAACACCAUCAACCCUGAGGCUUCAGCGUCGCCUUGUUGUGUUUCCCAAGACCUGGAGCCUCUCACAAUCCUCUACUAUAUUGGCAAGAACCCCAAGAUAGAGCAGCUCUCCAAUAUGAUAGUCAAGUCCUGCAAGUGCAGCUAGGAACUGUUACAAGGCAACAUGUACACAUGCAUACACACAUUCAGUCACACACGUGCACACCCACAUACAUACACGUGCAUGCGUCUGCAUACUCACAGUCAUCGACAUAACACUGUACAUUCGGUUAAAUGCAUACAUUCGGUCACACGUUUGCUCAACUGCAACUGUUGUAUAGAGAUAGCAAUUCGCUCUCCUGCCAUCAGAAGUGCAGAAAGUGCUGAACAGAUCACGGUGCAGCAAACAUCUCCCAAACCAGCCACGUACUUACACACAAACACAUGCAUACACACGCGUGCACGCACAUGUACACAUGCACAGCUGUGGCUUUUGUACAAGCGUGUCUGUGUUUUUGUGUUUAGAAAGGACCUGUCAACAGCCUCACCUCACACACUUGUCACACAAAUACGCGAGAGUACGGCAAAACACUGGAAGUAUAUAAGUGUCGGUAACACUUUGUAUUAAGUUGUUAUUACUAUGUAACAAACACAGUAUUAAUUGUAAUAACAACACUGUAGUUAAAUAAGUAUAGCUGAAUCAGAUAUUACAAAAUUGGAACAAGGUAUGUGUAAUUUGACAUACACCUGCUGAACCUAGCUUAAAAUAAUUACAUUGGGAUGGUUUUACCUUGUAUUACAUUUGCAGCACCAUGGAGUUACAUGUAACUCAUCAGCUUUUAUUAUGUGUUGUCAACAUGGUAAAUUACCGAUUACUUUUAAACAUGAAAUUAUAUAACAUCAGUAACAUAAUGGACUAUUAUCAGUAGUUGCACAUAUGUGGAAUAUAUACUUGCAGAAUGUGGAAUAACAUUCAGCAAGUGUAUGUCUAAUUGCUCUUGUUUCAAUUGUUUCAUUUCACUCUGUAGCUAUAUUUAGAUAUCCUUGUACACCUAAAAGUAUUUUUAAAUAUAUUUCUAUGUACACAUAGAAAUUGCAGGAAUAUCUUUCUAACUACGGUUUUGUUUCUGCCAUUAAAUUGUGUUGGUUACAUAAUAAUUAGGGCAAUUUCAUAUAACAUGUUAUCUAAGUGUCUAUAUGUGAAAUAAUACGUUUGAGAAGCAAAAAGUACCCCCUACCCCGAGAAGGGUACCCUAGUUUCAACAUUCAAAUCAUGUUUUACUUUCAUCCUUUUCAAAACUAUUGUAAUGUAUUCUUUUGUGUUUAUUUCUGAUAAUUAUAUUACCUAUUUAAAACUCAAUGCUUUAAUGUUAGCACCCAACUCUUCUUUCCUCAAAAAAGGUUGGGUUUAAAACAACCCCGUUUGGGUAAUUUUCUAACCCAGCAAAUGUUAUACAGUGUACAGAACCCUUUAUGGGUUCUUUAGAAACAGCCAGUUAGGUUGUGUGAAUAACCCAUCAUUGGAUUGUUGAAAUUAUUCAAUCAUGGGUUAAUUUAACCAUCAGCUUAUUAUUUUUUCAUCAACAGGGUUUUUUCAGGGCGCAUGACAUUAUUUAUCGCAUCUGCCACCCAUGGGAUUAAAUGGCAUCCCUCUUAAAUCUUAAAAACUAUCUACUUGAAAUCUGCUUUUUUGAAAGAGGAGAGACUGUCCUUAAAUAGCACUAGGCCAGAGUCAAAAACCAUGCUGGAAGCACCCACACAAUCUUCCCUUUGAAGCAUUGUUGUAGGGGACCAAUCACAAUGCCUGGUGGUACAUUUGGUUUCACUUUUGGUUUCAUUUGGAUAUGACUAUUGGGUUGGUCAGGUGGGGACAAUCAGGCUAUCCGAAAUUAAAUUGACAUUGACACCGUCACACACCAAGCAGAUUGACCAAAUAAUUCCGCUAGCCCCUUCUACUUGCCAGCACACACACACGAGAAACAUCAAAACACACUCCGAAAUUAACUUACUUUUGAAUUCAGUCAUAAUAUAUAUUUUUUUAUAAAGACCAGCCACCCUUUAAGUUUGGAAAUUAAAAAGGCAAAAUAUCCAUGAACAUACUAUAUUUGAACAUUGCAUAUCUUAUUGCAUAUCUUAAUUUAAUUUAAACCAGAAGGAUUUUUUUCUAUCACAGUUGGCCCACGUAUUACCUCAUUAUCUCAAUAACCCAAUAUCAACACCCAACUCCCGAGCCAAAAACCACAAAACAAGCAUUUAGGUCAUACCAACAACACUGCAUUUUUUAUAGUGUGAGAAGGGGUGGAAGAACCCACGACCCAGUGUAAAUUUACUAUUCUGUGAUAGUAACAUAGUAUUGGUCACAUCAUAUAUGCUGUUAAUAUGUGCUAUAACAGGCUGACAAGGUAGAGAGAGGCUUUGUUGACUGUAAGAGAGUGUCAAAGAGAGAAAUUUAAGGGGAGAAAUAAAUGUGAUAAAUGGGCAUACAUUGCCACACUUACAUAGCAGCAUAGCUUUUCAAUCAACAGUCUUCCUCAAACUAAUAUACUCCUAAAAAGAAACAUCCUAAAGAUGCAGAAAUGAACAAACUAGACUGGUGAAACGAACAGUUCUGAUAUUUUAUAACUAAUUGGCAUCCCAAUUAGUUAUUGGCAGCCCCUGUAUCUAUGAGAGAGUCUGUUUAGAAGGGAACUACAUAUGCGGCCCAUUGGAGGUUCAGUACCUGGAGCAGAAGGCGGCAUCCAAGGCUCGUUUUGAGUGAUGGCGACUCAAGGCUGUAGGAUGGCAGAUAUGUUUUACAUUUAUUCUUUUUCUCAGUGCUGAUUGAACUGAUCAUAAUAUAAAUGUGGAAAAGUAGCUGCCAAAUUUUCUUUCAUUAUUAUUACGUUCUGGUUACACUGUGUAAUGAUUAUUGAACACUUUCAGAAGAGUGAUCAAAGGUGAACUAUAAGCAGAGAUGGGCAGUGUUCUACAAUGUUAAACUACAAUGUUUAAACUACUUAAGAAUAUUUUGUAAUUUUUACUACUUUGCGCUGAACUUUACUCCAGUGUAUUUUUGAAAUGUAUACCAUGAUUUACAGUGUUGUUUUUUUAAAUUUAAAAAACAAUAAUAAUAAUUAACGGUCCUGAUGAAAAUGUGGACUUUUUCGGGGUUGGAGCUCAAUAGUACAAUGAAAACCAGAAUGCAUUGCACUUUUAUUUUUUUAUUUUACAAGAAUAUUUUCAUUUUUUGGUAAUUUGGCAUCCAGAGUGACGUACAGCAAUCAACUAAGCAAAUGAACAGCAACAGAUCAGUAAUAGAAACCUAAACAUUCAAUGUUUUGAAAGUACAACUUUUACAAAUUCAUCUUCAGGGUUGUAGAGAAUGUUGUUGAGGUAAAGGGGGUUGCAUGUUUUUUUUUGCAUGUUGAAAAUUCAACAUACUUUUGUUUCAACAAUAUACAUUACUUUACAAAAGUACUUAGUUUUUUAUUUUGUUACUUUCAUCUUUCUUGUCUUUUGUAAUUCUGUUUUUCUUUACAUUUUUGCCCAUCUCUAACUAUAAGAAUCCUUUCAACACACACACACACACACACACUCGCGCGCGCGCACACACACACACACACAGGCACAGGAAGUGAUGUCAUUCCAUCAUCUACACAACAGAAUGGAUAUUAUCAUCCCACACAGUUAACAGGUAAAGGGUUUUAUGUGGUUAUGUAAGAUUGUAUUCAGUGAAAGGUAGGGAUUGUUUUUACUAUGUGAGGCAGUGGGAUAGGAUAGCUAUAUUUAGAUAAGCGAUGUCGGGUUCAUUAGAGAGAAGGGAUAUUGCAUGUAAAACAGACUAUAGUUCCCUGGUUCAGAGAUUCUUCAUGGACCUUUAAGGCUAUUUCAUUUGGUCUGAGGCUACUUCAGCGCAGAGGUCAAUAGGUCACAUUUACUGUACACAUGAACUGUUGCUAUGGACACCAGCAUUGUAUAUGUUCAUUGGGAUCAGAAAAAAUCUUUAUCUCGCCACUUUCUCUCAAAGUAAAAAGCCAUUCAGUCAUAUUUUUUCAUCCUGUUUAGAAAUAAUAAUCGUUGCACUGACACCAUUUUGAUAAAUCAAAAUUCUAAACCUUAUAGUUUCCCCUUAUUAAAUGAAGAGUAUGAAAUGAAAUAGAGCAGGAAGUGUAGGUGACACUAUCCCGGCCUUAACCCCACCGCUCUUUGGUCACCAGCGCCGGUGGAUUUUCUGGAAGCCAGCAAAAUGAACGAGGCACCAAUAUUGUCACGUUAGAGCUGUUAUUUUUCAUUGUGUUAUUUUUUUGUUGUUGUUUAUGAUGAUGAUGUUGUUGUGACCCACUAUGAUGCAUUGUAACGCAUUACUAUUGUGGUGCUCUGGUGGUAAAUAAAUUAUUUAAGUUA